CUGUCUUCACCACUGGCUGGUCUACAAGGCAAUCUAUCUACAUGACAGUUGUUUUUAUGUUCUUAGAAGAUCAGAGGGAGCCUUUGGAGUGCGUUAGAAUGAUCUUUAGGGCCACGAAAGAGGUUGAGAAAGAAAUAUACCGUUACGUGAAGGAUGGGAAUGUCAUUGAGAUAGCUGCAUUAUUAAUGGUGGCUCGAGAAGAAGUUACAUCGCCAUCUCUUUUCAAAGACUUAUGUGAUCCUGCUCUAAAGGGGAGCAUGUCCCUUCGCCAAUUGGUCUUAUCAGAGAUUGUAUCACUAAUGGCUUCAGAAACAACAUUAGUUUCUACAAGUGAGGAGGUGCAUGAUGAGCUGAACAAUAAGUUGGAAACAAUGAUGUCUAUGUUCCGUUUGAUUGAAGUUUUUGAAAGGGCUGGCGAUAAAAUCGAGCUAUAUCGUCAAUACGUAACUAAGUGGUCUGAGAAAUUAUUGGCUGCACAAAUUGCAUUCUUGCUUAUCAGUGAGGGACUUGCAGAAUAUAAAGACUUUGAAUUGAAAAGCCAUCACCCUUAUUUGAAUUGUUGGACUCCCGAAAAAUCAACCUUCAAGCUAGUUUAUAUAUUAUGCCUACCGCAGCUGAAAGAAUACUUGGAGAGCAUCAGGUUGGUUGCAUGCAAAACUGAGGAGAUUGAGGCCAUUGGUUGUAAUUUGGUGAGGCAGGGAAAGCUCAUCGAACUGGCUUCACUUCUAAUGGUGGCUCCUGAAAAGUUUAUUGUAACCACACCUCCUGGAAGCAAUGAUUUGAGUUCAAAUGCCAUUCGCCAAUGCAUAAUGAGCGAUCUCCAGGCAUUGGUUGAAUCGGAGGUUAGUCUAAGGGGUAGAAGCAACAGUCACAAGUUAGUUGAGAAGGAAAUGAAGUUGUCUGCACUCCUGCUGUUGGAAGUGUUUGAGAGGGCUGGGAAUUCUAUUAACCACUAUCUCCAUUCAGACACAUAUAAUGAAGGAAGGAAAUCGAGAUUGGAAAUCGCCGGAGAAAUUCAGAAUCUGCUUGAGAAAGCAGGCUUUGUUAUGAAGCCCAAAGAUACUGAUUUGAAUGAUAUAAAAUGUUUCUCGCGCACAUCGGAUCCAGUUGAUGACACUAGCUUGCCAUCAGCAUUGCGACCUCAUGAGUUUUCUGUUGCAGAGAAUAAGCAUUUGUUUGGCAUGCAAAGAGGAUCGAGACUGUUUCACACAAUGGUGCAAGGGAAUUCGGAAUGUUGUGGCCCUCGAGUUUCCAUACCUACAUCAAAGGCUUUGAAGCCUGGGAUACCAAAAGUUUCAGGGAAGAACACAAGGUGGUUUUUAUCUCUAGGGAUAGUUAUCACCAAGGUGAUAAAACGUUUAUGAAAAUUUUGCA
This is a messenger RNA of Hibiscus syriacus, 1374 nucleotides long. RefSeq lists its product as uncharacterized. The transcript has 8 exons. The coding region runs from base 42 to 1364 and encodes 440 amino acids. Lineage: Eukaryota; Viridiplantae; Streptophyta; Magnoliopsida; Malvales; Malvaceae. The record is from RefSeq and is a predicted model, not a curated record.